AUGUUGAAGCAAGCCCAUGACGGGUCCUCUGGUGCAAAAGUCCAGGUUUCCCCAAGUCUUCCAGUAGGAGCCGUGAUCAACUGUGCCGACAACACAGGAGAUGAAAGUCCGUGCAUCCUCUCCGUGAACGGGAUCCAGGGGCCACUAAAGAGACGGACUUCCUGCUGCUGGUGUGGGAGGCUUGGGGACGGCCCCAAUCAGAAAAGGGCGAACGAGAGCUCAGAGAGAAGGGGCAUCCAGCGGUGGCAAUUCGACAACCAGUCCUACGGGAGAAAAGAUGGUGUGUUUCAUUAUUUUGAAGAUAAUGCAGGGGUCAUAGUAAACAAUAAAGGCGAGAUGAAAGGUUCUGCCACCCGGACCAGUUGCAAAGAAAUGCGCGCAUUCGUUCCCCAGGUCUGCAUUCGGUGCUUGGCAGCAUUGCACGAUGCUCCGGUGUAUUUGUAA
Messenger RNA from Artibeus jamaicensis (Jamaican fruit-eating bat), 444 nucleotides. RefSeq names its product 60S ribosomal protein L23-like. Bases 1 to 444 code for a protein of 147 amino acids. Gene Ontology annotation, biological process: translation. The transcript has a single exon. Lineage: Eukaryota; Metazoa; Chordata; Mammalia; Chiroptera; Phyllostomidae. Gene Ontology annotation, cellular component: ribosome. Gene Ontology annotation, molecular function: structural constituent of ribosome. The record is from RefSeq and is a predicted model, not a curated record.